Cryptomeria japonica (Japanese cedar) is the source of this 2036-nucleotide messenger RNA. RefSeq names its product membrane-bound transcription factor site-2 protease homolog. NCBI's taxonomy places the organism in Eukaryota, Viridiplantae, Streptophyta, Pinopsida, Cupressales, Cupressaceae. The record is from RefSeq and is a predicted model, not a curated record. Gene Ontology annotation, biological process: membrane protein intracellular domain proteolysis; regulation of response to endoplasmic reticulum stress. Gene Ontology annotation, cellular component: cytoplasm; membrane. The transcript is spliced from 10 exons. The coding region runs from base 77 to 1729 and encodes 550 amino acids. Gene Ontology annotation, molecular function: metalloendopeptidase activity.
UCCAAACUUUUUAAUUUAUCGUUUUACCUUCAAAUCCAUCUGGAGCGGUUUUCCUGGGUAAUAACACAAGCUGGAGAUGCCUCGGAGGCGUAGAAGAGAUGGCAACUCUCAGGGUAUUCUGCCUCUUCGCGAGAGAUCCUUGGCCCACACUGUCUCCUGCUGGUAUUGUGAUUUCAAGACUACAGUUCUCAAUGAAAGAUUGUACGCUAUGGGGCGUCAGCACUCAAAGUUUCUACAACUCUGGUUCACAAUGGGAAUUGGAGUUAGUUUUUUGGCAAUGUUCGGGGUUAUUUUGAUUCUUAUACGGGAGUCAAGGUGGUUGGUGGCUUCUCAUGAAGAAGGAAAUACCUUAAUGGAGAAAUCAAAGAAGUCAUUAUAUGCAGCUCUUCCUGUGGUACCUGGAUUAAGUAUGCCUGUAAGAGACAUUGGCUACUUGUGCAUUGGGACUGUACUUUCUGUUGGAUUUCAUGAGUUUGGUCAUGCACUCGCAGCUGCAAGUGAAGGUGUGCAUGUUGAGUACAUUGCUGUAUUUUUGGCAAUCUUGUUUCCUGGAGCCUUUGUCGCUAUCAACUAUGAUAGGCUGGAGAUUUUGUCAUGUUCUCGGGUGCUUCGCAUAUACUGUGCAGGGGUUUGGCAUAAUGCUGUGUGUUGUGCAGCAUGUUGGUUAACAUUGGCAUUACUUCCUGUGGUUUUGCACCUCCUGUACACACAUGGCGAAAAUCCAGUGGUGUUGAGUGUUCCUCCGACAUCAUCUUUGGCUGGAUAUUUGUCUCCAGGAGAAAUAAUAUUGGAAAUAGACAAUAUUAAAGUUUCUAACCCAAAGGAAUGGUUAGAGAAGCUUCAUUUGAUGCAUCUCCAAGUAUUAGACGAGAAUAGCUUGCUGGAUGAUUUUCAUGUCACAAGUGAAGUGAAAAGGAAACAGAUAAUACAUUUGAGCCAUUUUGAGAGAGGAUUUUGUGUGCCAGACCAUUGGCUGCCUGGAAGCCAGCAAAUUGAAGGAACUAAUAAUAGUUUUACUUGUUUGGAUGGCAAUAUACCUUUUAUAGAGAUUUCAUGCCCCAAUGCCUCUACUUUUAAUGCAGCAGGAAGCACAAACUUCUCUGAAAUACUUGCCCAAAAAAGCUUUUGCUUGAGAGCUAAGGAUGUUGUGCAGCUUUCCAAAUGUGGCAGUGGAUGGUCUCAGUCAUUGACAGCUGACAUUUGCCAAUGUUCAGAGAGUGAAUUAUGUAUGAAGCCAGUGCUGUCACCUGGGUCAAUGUUGAUUGAGAUUACAUAUUUAAAGGCAAAUACGCCAGACUGCUUAUCAGGACAGGAGAAAUUGAGUGCCCAGAACUUGCCAAUUGGAUCCGAAGAAAUGAGUUCUAACUGCCAAUCCAGUUUGCUUUUUGUGGGAGACGCGCUUUCUCUUGCCUACUCUAUAGAGUUGACUGCUUAUAAACCUCAAAGACUGGCUUUAUUCAACAGUUCUUCUCCAUAUUGGCUGCCAAGCAUGCUGGAAAAGACACUCAUGUACACUUUCCAUAUCUCUGCAGGACUUGGCCUUCUCAACAGUGCUCCGGUAUACUAUCUUGAUGGCGAAUCUAUGCUGGAGACCAUCAUAUCCAUUGUGGUUUCAGUGCAUCCAAGGAAGAAGAGGCGCAUUCUCUCAUUUUUUCUCAUGAGUGGGACGCUGCUUUUGCUACUUAGCAUCUUAUCCGGGAUAAGAAAAUUAAUUUUUGGACCUUUUUAGAAUCUUUGUUGUUUAAUUAGAAAUUGUUCGACCGCCUUCUCAAAAGAGAACGAGCAUUUCAGCCCAAGCAUCAGAGUAAAGAAAGAGAAACUUGACCCAUCUUCGUGCCUUUUGUUUACAAUGUUUGAGCCACAGAAAGGCUCGAACGGUUUAAUUAUUUUUCAUUAAGAGUAAAAUCAUGCUUAUUUUGGGGAUCAUUUUUCUUUAAAAUUCGAUCUACAUUAUAAUCACAGCUCUAUUCACCAAUUUCGGCUAUUUUAUGUCAUUAUGAAUGCACCAGAAAAUUUCAUCAGAUGCUUUUGAAUCA